AUGUUUAAAGUAUCUCAACAUCAUGAAUAUGCUUAUCGUCGUCGCUUACGCAGGAGACCGCCGCAACUAAGUAAAAUUGAUAUUUUGAAGGCAAGCCUUAAGACCGUCAGUAAAGAGUAUUGCCAAGAGUCUUCUAUCUGUGGGCUUAAACACUUGGUUGAUGAUACUACUCCCUUUAUUGAAAGGCUGGUGUGGAUAAUAAUGUUGGUGGUCAGUGUUGGCUGUUCUAUAGCGCUGGUGCAGAUAACAUUUAAUAAAUUCUACAGUGCGCCACUUGUGACGACGCAGUUGCCCGAUGGUAUUCCAGUGGAUAACAUUAUAUUCCCCGCCGUCGGCCUUUGCACGAACAACAGAAUCAGCAAACAGGCGGUUUCGGAACUAGCUAAGAGUUUGCUUAAGGAAGAACGAAACAAGCAGUACAAUGAAAAUGAAAUGAUGAGCCUCCUCGCGGGCUUAGGACAGUUGUAUGGUAUGUCAAUGAAUGUAAAUAAUGUGUCUCCCAUUGCUUUACAUAACGCUUUGGGUGAAUAUGAUGUGCACGAGUUGAUGAGAAAAGUGUCAGCAAGUUUUACAAAAGCCUCCCGAGAUAUCCAACACGUGCCAAUUAGUUUGAGAAAAUGUAGAUUCUACGACGAGUCCUCAUUUCUGUCGUUUUAUACGUAUAGCGACUGUAUGCUAAAAUGCCGAAUGCUAUUUCUACUGGAUCGUUGUAACUGCACGCCUUUUAAUAUGCCCAAGAUAAACACAGCUAGAACGUGCAAUAUGAAAGAUGUACAGUGCCUCAAAUUAUAUUAUUCUCAAUCAAUAGCAGUUCAACCAAUUAACGUAGAAACGGUACCAGAAGAAUUAGAAUUGAACUUGGUGAAUGGUGGUAUUGAUUGUCCAAUGUGUUACCCUACGUGUUCUAAAACUACAUACGGCUAUGACUUCAAUAACGUAGUUAUUUAUCCAGAGUUCCUCAACACCGUGCCGGACAGUGAUCGAGAUGACUGGCUGGAAGGUGCAAAUUUUACUGGCACAUCUAUUGUUCAUGUAAAGUACGCUAAGGAUGCAGCCGAUUGUUACGGCCAGAAUGUUAUUAUGAAAUGGUUUGAUUUAAUUAGUAAUAUCGGUUCAACUUGUGGCGUCAUCACCGGCUUCAGCUUUGUCUCAGUACUCGAGUUCAUCUACUUCUACACGGUGAAGUUGGUUCGUGAGAUGCGUGAACGAAGAGAACAUUUUAACAACGGUAGAAAAAUCACCGUGGAGCCCCAGAGACCGGCACAAUUUGAAUCUAUUAGGAAAUAUAGGCCUAUAUAUUGGCAUGAACUUACUGGUUACCACUAUUGA
Molecule: messenger RNA, 1329 nt
Organism: Arctia plantaginis
Lineage: Eukaryota; Metazoa; Arthropoda; Insecta; Lepidoptera; Erebidae
Source: the annotation of a GenBank genome assembly